Populus nigra (black poplar) is the source of this 1428-nucleotide messenger RNA. RefSeq lists its product as uncharacterized. Lineage: Eukaryota; Viridiplantae; Streptophyta; Magnoliopsida; Malpighiales; Salicaceae. The transcript has 8 exons. The record is from RefSeq and is a predicted model, not a curated record. The coding region runs from base 353 to 1078 and encodes 241 amino acids. Gene Ontology annotation, cellular component: membrane. Gene Ontology annotation, molecular function: ubiquitin-protein transferase activity; zinc ion binding. Gene Ontology annotation, biological process: protein ubiquitination.
CUCUCUCUUUCUUUAAUGUCACGUUUAAUAGCUUCACAUGUUGUCAAUCAUUUUUUGUGCCUUUCAAAAGUUGUAUUCAUCGUCAAAGGUGAUAGCUUUUUUAACCUCAGAAACUGUUUUUUUCUUUCUUCCUUGAUUAUUCGAGUCCUGCCUGCCUGCCUGCCUGCUAUUUUUAAUCAAUUUUGGUUUCUGGGUUCUCUAUUUUUUUAUCCGAGUUUCUGUUGUUUUUGGUUUUAAUUUGCACUAUUGUGUUUGUGUAUCCUUUUGUUUCUAUUGAUCUUUUUGUGGUUUGGUUUUCUGGUUUCUGCUUUGAAGGCAAAUCUAUCAUGUCUUUCAAAUUUGUGAAUAAAGGAUGGGGGAUCAUUUUGUGUUCCUGGUGGAUCGGUUGCUAACUGAAUCCACCCUUGAAGCUGCCAUUGAGAGCCAAAACCGAUUGUGGCAAGCUGUGCCUUCUGCAAAUAUGAGUUCAUCAACAGGAAUAUUAGAAGAGUGUAGAAUUUGCCAUGACGAGGAUGAUGACAAAAACAUGGAGAUACCAUGUUCUUGCCGUGGCAGUUUGAAGUAUGCUCAUCGGAAAUGUGUCCAGAGGUGGUGCAACGAGAAGGGUGACAUUAACUGUGAGAUCUGCUAUCAGCAAUUUGAGCCUGGUUAUACAGCUCCGCGCCCUUUGUUUCGUUAUGGUGGUAUUCCAAUGAAUUUCAGAGGAAAUUGGGAGAUACCCACAAGGGAAUUGCAUGCUCCUCCAUUUAUACCGAUGUUUACUACCGACCGUGAAUAUUUGGACUCUGAUUUCGAAGAAGAGUAUCCUUUACCCUCUCCUCGGAGCGUGAUGUGCUGCCGCAUAGUUGCUAUUAUAUUUAUGGUUCUUUUGGUUUUACGCCAUACGCUUCCUAUUAUAAUUAGUAGUGGGGCCGGAGAUUACUCAAUGACAUUGUUCAUGUUAAUGAUAUUGAGAACAGUUGGGAUUCUUCUGCCUAUUUAUGUAAUGGUCAGAGCAUUUACCGCUAUCCAACAUCGGCGCCGCCAGCAGCAGGAUCCUCCUUUCCCCCUUGCUGAAACAGACGAAGAAAAUGUAUAACGUCCGGUCAGUGCAGCCACCUCAAAAUAACAGGAUGACAAGUGAACAGCAAGUCAAAGUUUAGAAUCUAAAUUUCUGUCAGUGCUGAAGGGGUUUAACAUCACAAUCAAGACAAUCAAUUGUUGUGCAUUCACACUCCAAUCAAACGGAUAGAAUUUAGAGUUAGGAAACCUGUGUACAGUUACGUUGAUAUUAAACAGCUGCUGCUCGAGCGCAACCUGCCAGAAAUGGAAGCCAGAAAUGAGAAGGGAGAAGGAUGUCCAACAUAGAUAGUGUAUAUGGGAGCAUCAUGCUAUCAAAAAAUGUUUUUUUCUUUUUCUUUUGAAGCGAGAAAAGGAGCAUUAGAUUUA